Fukomys damarensis (Damara mole-rat) is the source of this 1970-nucleotide messenger RNA. RefSeq names its product NDRG family member 3 (gene Ndrg3). The coding region runs from base 49 to 1215 and encodes 388 amino acids. NCBI's taxonomy places the organism in Eukaryota, Metazoa, Chordata, Mammalia, Rodentia, Bathyergidae. The record is from RefSeq and is a predicted model, not a curated record. The transcript is spliced from 16 exons. Gene Ontology annotation, cellular component: cytoplasm. Gene Ontology annotation, biological process: signal transduction.
UCAGAGUUCCUGAUUUUUCUUGAGACAACUCUACUCUCAUCUGUAUCCAUGGAUGAACUUCAGGAUGUUCAGCUCACAGAGAUUAAACCACUUCUAAAUGAUAAGAAUGGUACACGAAACUUCCAGGACUUUGACUGUCAGGAACAUGAUAUAGAAACAAAUCAUGGUAUGGUCCAUGUCACUAUAAGAGGCUUACCGAAGGGAAACAGACCAGUUAUCCUAACUUAUCAUGACAUUGGACUCAAUCAUAAAUCCUGUUUCAACACAUUCUUCAACUUUGAGGAUAUGCAAGAGAUCACUCAGCACUUUGCUGUCUGUCAUGUGGAUGCCCCAGGCCAGCAGGAAGGUGCACCUUCUUUCCCAACAGGGUACCAGUACCCUACAAUGGAUGAGCUGGCUGAAAUGCUGCCUCCUGUUCUUACCCACUUAAGUCUGAAAAGCAUCAUUGGGAUUGGAGUUGGAGCUGGAGCUUAUAUCCUCAGCAGAUUUGCACUUAAUCACCCAGAACUUGUGGAAGGCCUCGUACUCAUUAACAUUGACCCAUGCGCUAAAGGCUGGAUUGACUGGGCAGCUUCCAAACUCUCUGGCUUUACGACCAAUGUUGUGGACAUUAUUUUGGCUCAUCAUUUUGGACAGGAAGAAUUACAGGCCAACCUGGACCUGAUUCAAACUUACAGACUGCAUAUUGCCCAAGAUAUCAACCAAGAAAACCUACAGCUCUUCUUGGGUUCCUAUAAUGGACGCAGAGACCUGGAAAUUGAAAGACCCAUACUAGGCCAAAAUGAUAACAGAUUAAAAACAUUAAAGUGUUCUACUUUACUCGUGGUAGGGGACAACUCACCUGCUGUUGAAGCCGUGGUUGAAUGUAAUUCUCGCCUCAACCCUAUAAAUACAACUUUGUUAAAGAUGGCAGACUGUGGGGGACUGCCCCAAGUAGUUCAGCCUGGGAAGCUCACCGAGGCCUUCAAGUACUUUUUGCAGGGAAUGGGUUACAUCCCGUAUGUGCAGCUCAGUCACCUCAGCACCGAGUCAGUACCAUCUGCCGGCAUGACCCGGCUCGCCCGAUCACGAACCCACUCAACCUCGAGUAGCAUUGGCUCUGGAGAAAGUCCCUUCAGCCGGUCUGUCACCAGCAAUCAUUCAGAUGGAACUCAAGAGUCCUGUGAGUCCCCUGAUGCCCUGGACAGACAUCAGACUGUGGAGUUGUCCUGCUAAGCAGAUGCUCCUCCCCGGACCAUGCAAAUCCACCCUUCAGAUCACCACUCCAUAGCACAUUUCAUGUGUAAACUGGCCUCCACUAUCUUUAAUUCAUGCAUGGCCACUGAACCUUUCUCUAGUAGCCUGGAUUUAUCAUUCUCUGCCCACUCACCCCUUUUUUGUAUGUACCAAGAAUCACAUCCAUGCCAUUACUGUAACAUUCCAGCAUCUUUAACUGAUCUAAUUUCCACAUCUUCUCUUGCCAGCUUUUUUCUGUGCUCUCUCAACUAUGUAUCUGAUAUAAUUCUUUGAUCCCCAACUCUGUGUGUGUGCAAGCACGUGUAUCCGUGUGUGUGUGUGCAUAGUUCUGUGAUUUUAGACAUGCUUUCUUGUAGUGUUUCUGCGGGGCGGGGGCUUUUUGUCUUUUCUUUUUCUUUUUCUUUCUUUUUUUUGCAUUCUCAACAGUGUUUUUUAAGGGAAAGGUACAGCACAGAUAUCUAGAUGAGCUAGGCCACUAGGUUCCCUUUUGGUUGCAAAUUGAUCAACAAGAUUUGCAGAAUGAUUUCUAGAGAGAGCAACUCUGAGCAAUGUGGAAAACUAAUCACUGUUUGGACUAUUGAUUGAUUCUGACCAGAGGCGAAAGGGUUGUCUUAGGUAAGAGAGGCAGGCAGGGAGGCCAGCUACCUCCUCCUAUCCAGAUGGGUUCACAUAACCUAUCCUAUAAAUAAAAGGGGAGCAGUAUGUCCUGCUGGAAGUUUGUGAACAGUGAGGUU